Molecule: messenger RNA, 180 nt
Organism: Boleophthalmus pectinirostris (great blue-spotted mudskipper)
Lineage: Eukaryota; Metazoa; Chordata; Actinopteri; Gobiiformes; Gobiidae
Product: serine/threonine-protein kinase prpf4B-like
Exons: 2
Source: RefSeq, a predicted model, not a curated record
AGGACCAGAGACAGGACCAGAGAUAGAGACAGGAGCAGAGGCAGGGGCAGAGACAGGACAAAGACAGGAACAGAGGGCAAAGGCAGAGACAGUAGCAAAAACAAGAGCAGGAACAGGAGCAAAGACAGGAGCAGAGACAAGAGGAGAGUCAGAGACAGAAGCAGAGACAGAAACAGAGAC